AUGGAUCAUAUAGGUCUUUUACCUAAAGCAGAGAGUGCAGUAGUUGUUGAUAGUGAAAUCGAAGGGACAACAAAAAUAACGUAUAUAGAACCGAUAAGAUUAUAAAAGAGGAGAAUAGUACUUGGAGUGUUUCUUUCUGUCAUCACAAGCUUUUUGUUUACUUUAGCUUGUAGUUGGUCAAAGAAACUUGUUAGAAAGUUUUUCUUUAAAGAAUCAUAAUUAGACAAGGCAACCCAUAUGUGGAUUACAAAUAAUGAUAAUUCAAAUAACAUCUCAAAGUUAGUAAAAAAGCAAAAUCAAGUUUAUUUUAUCAAUCGAAAACUAAAGUACAUAUAUGAUAGUGCAAUGAAUACAUUUAAAGCUCUUGAAUAUGAUUUGAAGACCAAAAGAGAUUUAUUAUAAGCUAGAGGAAUAUCAUGUAAAUAUAUGAUUAAUUAAAUUAGAACCUUUGUAAUACCAAGAAGAGUUUGGGAAAUGCUUAAUUGAUAUUCCAAAGCCUAAUUUGUUUGUAUAUUUGGUUAAGGAAUUGACAGCCCCAUUUUAUAUUUUGUAAUAUUUAUCAUGUUUUUUAUGGGUAUUAGAAGGUAAUAAUUGAAUAAAUAAAAAAGACUUGGCAAUAUUGUCAAUCAUAAUGAUAUCUGUAUCAUUGAUAUUUACAACAAUAAAUUUUUUGCUUUUAUAGAAUUCAGCAAAGAAAUUGAGAGAUAUGGCAAAGAGUUUAGCUUAAGUAUAAGUGUAUAGAGGAGAAGAAAUAUUUAAUAAACUAGGAAUUUAAUUUAAAAAGAUUGAUAGUCAAGAUUUAGUUCCAGGAGAUGUGAUUGCAAUUGAAAAUAAAAUGACAUUACCUUGUGAUUGUGUUCUAGUUUCUGGAGAUUUAUUAAUGAAUGAAGCUUCUUUGACAGGGGAAUCAAUUCCUAUACCAAAGAUUCCAGUUGAAGAUUUGGAUUAGCCUAUUUCAUUUAUGACUGAUAAAAGACAUUGUUUAUAUGAAGGAACUAAAGUUUUACUAGCAAGACCUGCUUACUAAUAUGUUAUAGCAAUAGUUGGUAGAACAGGAUUUAGUUCAUUUAAAGGAUAGAUUUUCAGAAGUGUAUUAUAUCCAAAAGUUUAACCUUUUCCAUUUUAUAGUUAAGGAAUAAAAUAUUUAAUUUGUUUGGCCAUAUAUGUUUUAGUUGUUUAUUUUGCAUUGCUACCAAGAUUUAUUUCAGUUGGAUUUAGUUUUAUGAUAAUAUUUUUAAGAUUUUGGGAUGCUUUGACUUGGAUAGUACCUCCAGCUUUACCAAUUUUUGUUUCUAUGUGUUAGACUUAUUCUUUAGUUAGACUAAGAUAAAAAGGUAUUUUUGGUAUCGAUCCUAAUAAAUCACUUGUAGCAGGUAAGAUCAAUACAGUUUGUUUUGAUAAAACAGGAACAUUAACAACAAUAGGUAUUGAUAUGUUUGGAUAUUAAUUGAGAAAUUAAACUAAAUUUGGAAAGUUCAUACCAAAAAAUUAAGUGAAUUAUAAAAAUAGUUUAGAAUUUAAAUUAUUUGCUACUUGUCAUGGAACAUAUGAAAUAGAAGGUGAUUUAAUGGGAGAUAGUCUAGAUGUUGAGUUAUUUAAAUUUACAGAUUUUAAAAUUGAAAAAAACCCUCCUCAAAAUAUAAAAUCUAGAGUUGUAAAUAGAGAAGGUAUUGUAUUAGAUGUACUUAAACUUUAUGAAUUUGAAUCAGCUUUAUAAAGAAUGAGUGUAAUAGUAAAAGACAAAGAUGAUUAUUAUGUUUUUGUUAAAGGUUCACCUGAAAAGAUGGCUGAAUUAUCUAUUCAAAAUACAAUACCAGUAGAUUUUAAAAAGACUCUUAAUUUAUUGACAAUGAAAGGAUUAAGAAUAUUAGGAUUUGGAUACAGAAAAAUAACUUAGGAAGAAAGUGAAAGAUUAAUGAAUGCUAGUAGAUAAGAAUGUGAAUAAGAUAUUUAAUUUUUUGGAUUAUUAGCAAUGGAAAACAAAUUAAAACAUGAUACUCCAUAGGUUAUUAAUUUAUUAAACAAUGCAUGUAUUGAUCUAAAAAUCAUUUCAGGAGACAAUCCUUUAACUACUGUAUAAUGUGCUAGGGAAUGUGGAAUAAUUCCUAAUGAUAAACCAGUCUUAUUAUUAGAUUAUAAUGAAAAAGAAGUAUUUAUAUUAUUUAUUUAAUUAGUAAUAAUUGUCCUUAGAUGAAAUAUGUGUUUUCGAAGAUAAUAAUAAUAUCAAUCAAUAAAAAUAAAAUAGUGAAAUUGAAGUGCUUAUUGAUGAUGUUCAGGAUAUAAAUGAAUAAAUAUUAGAUCAUUAACAAAUAAUGAAUAAAUUGAUUCAACAUUUAUUGACUGCUUAAAAUAUCAAAAGGUCAAUUAUCACUGAAAAUGAUAGUCUUAAUGCAAGUCAUUGUUUUGCAAUGAGUGGUAAAGCAUUUGAUUACUUUUGGGGUUAAUUACCAAAUGAAGAAACCAAAAAACAUAAUAAAUAAUCCUUUGCUGGAUUUGAAUAACCUAUAGAUAAUGUGGAAUAAAUAAGAAUAUAAGGAUUAACUGAAGAAGAACUUCAUAUUAAAUUAUUUGCAUCAAUCUGUUUAAAUGCAAAAGUUUUUGCAAGAAUGAGACCAGAAUAAAAAUCUAUGGUCAUAGAAAAACUUUAAGAAUUAAAAAAAAUGGUUUUAAUGAUAGGAGAUGGAGCAAAUGAUUGUGCAGCUAUUAAAUAAGCAAAUGUUGGUGUCUCAUUUGCUUAAAGUGAUGCUGCAUAUUCAGCUCCUUAUUCUAGUGCAGAUGAUAGUAUUGAUUGUGUUAGAUAAGUACUUUUAGAUGGAAGAUGUGCACUUUAAAAUGCACUAGAAGUAUUUUAAUAUUAUGUUGGAGCCAGUGUAAUAAAAUAUAUAGCAGCUAUGAUAUCAAUGGCUUUUGGUUAAAAUUUUGGAGAUUUACAAUAUAUUGUUAUCAAUUAUGUUGGUUCUUUGCCUUAUCUUAAAUCGAUUUCACUUUCCAAACCUUCUAUUACAUUGACUAAAGAUCUUCCAAAUGAAAGUAUGAUGGCACUUUCAAAUGUAGCUGUCUUAAGUUUCUAAAUUUUUGUAGCUUCAUUUGGUUUAGUGAUUAAUUUUCUUUAUUGGAAUAGUUUAGAAUGGGAGAAUGAACCAGGAGUAGUAGAUGGGAAAUUUUCAAAAGAAGGAACAUUAUAAACAACUCAAUUUAAAAGUUUAUAAAUUUAUUUCAUCAUGGCUGUUAUUGCUAUUUACACUUCAAGACCAUUCAAGUAAAAAAUCUUUACUCAUAAAAUUAUGUUAAUAUUUAUAUGCAUAAGUUUAUUCUUUACUUUAUGGAUUUUCUUCACUUUUUAAGAAUGGCAAUUUAAAGUAUUAAAACUCUAUGACACAAAUUCAUAUCAUGGUAGAUCUUAUAAUUUUAUGCAAUUUAUUUUGACAAUUAUAGUAGGAUUAGUAAUGUUAUUAGGUGAUGAAUAUUUCAUAAGAAAAAUGUUUCCUACAAAUCAAAAGAAAACUAAAAAAUCUAGAGUUAAACCAAGUAUGUCAAAUCAUAUUUCUUGA
This is a messenger RNA of Paramecium pentaurelia, 3551 nucleotides long. The record is from the annotation of a GenBank genome assembly. Lineage: Eukaryota; Ciliophora; Oligohymenophorea; Peniculida; Parameciidae.